This is a messenger RNA of Akanthomyces muscarius, 981 nucleotides long. RefSeq lists its product as uncharacterized. The transcript is spliced from 2 exons. Lineage: Eukaryota; Fungi; Ascomycota; Sordariomycetes; Hypocreales; Cordycipitaceae. The record is from RefSeq and is a predicted model, not a curated record. Bases 1 to 981 code for a protein of 326 amino acids.
AUGCCUUCAUUAAAGACGACGGCUCUUGCCCUGCUCGCGGCCACCGCCACCGCCAUGCCUGCCACCAUCCGCCUCAGCUCGCGCCAGAUGCAGUACCACGCGCUCACCAAGCGCCAGCAGGAGAAUGCGCAGCAGUCUGGCCUGAGCGACUUUGAUAUUUUGCAAUUCGCCCUCACCCUCGAGAACCUCGAAGAGACCUUUUACCGCCAAGGCUUCGCCAAGUUCCCCGAGUCCGACUUUGCCGCGCUCGGCCUCGACAAGCAGCAGAUCACCGACCUGCAGCAGAUUGGCAAGACCGAGGCCGAGCACGUCGGCCUCCUCCAGUCCUCCCUCGCCCAGGGCGGCGUCAAGCCCGUGCAGCCGUGCGAGUACGAGUUUGGCUUCACCAACGCCGCCGGCAUGGUGCAGACGGCCGCCGUCCUCGAGAACAUUGGCGUCUCGGCGUACCUCGCCGCCGCGCCGCUCCUCUCCGACAAGGCCAUCCUCAGCACCGCCGGCUCCAUCCUCACCGUCGAGGCCCGCCAUCAGUCCUCCAUCCGCGUCUUCUCCAAGCAGGUCGCCGUCCCGCAGGCCUUUGACGCGCCCCUCGGCCCCCGCGCCGUCUUCUCCCUCGCCGCGCCCUUCAUCAAGUCCUGCCCCGAGGGCUCCAACCUCAAGAUCGAGGCCUUCCCCAAGCUGGCCAUGAUGGCCGGCGCCAGCGGCGGCAACGGCACGAGCAGCGGCGCGCUGGCUGUCGGCUCCAACUUCAAGGUCCAGGCCGACGGCAACACCGGGUCAGAGGCCACCAACUGCGCCUUCACCUCCGGGGGCGUGUUUCCCGGCGGCACGGCCUUUUCCAACUUUACGCAGGCAGAGGGCUGCCAGGUGCCGCAGGGCGUGGCGGGCAUCACGUACGUGACGCUGACCAAGAGCGCGCCGCUGACCGGGGUCCUGACGGACGACAUGAUUGUUGCUGGGCCCAUGGCUGUGGCGAUUUCUUAA